Penicillium chermesinum is the source of this 900-nucleotide messenger RNA. RefSeq lists its product as uncharacterized. The record is from RefSeq and is a predicted model, not a curated record. Bases 1 to 900 code for a protein of 299 amino acids. NCBI's taxonomy places the organism in Eukaryota, Fungi, Ascomycota, Eurotiomycetes, Eurotiales, Aspergillaceae. The transcript has a single exon. Gene Ontology annotation, biological process: regulation of transcription by RNA polymerase II. Gene Ontology annotation, molecular function: DNA-binding transcription activator activity, RNA polymerase II-specific.
AUGGCCCGGGACUGCAGCGCCGAGAUCACCUGGCAAUCAGUAAUCCCCCAGCUAUCCCUACAGGUGCCGGCCCUGCGUCAUGGACUAUUGGCGCUCUCUGCGCUUGAAAUAGCUUCCCAAAGGAGCACUCCAGAGAGUAAGGGGCGCUUUAUCAGGGCUGCGCGUGAACACCAAAGUCAGGCUCUAGCCGGUGUCCGAUUCGACGGCGUCGACACGCUCUCAAACUCCCGGUGUAACGCCCAGUUCGCAUUAUGCUGUGUAUUGCUGGCCUUCUCGUUCGCAUACUGCAUUAUCAUGGACUGGGAGGAGGAGGAGGAGGAGGAGGACGAGAGGCCGGACGUGCUAGACGAGUUUGUCGAGGUCUUCGACCUCACGCGACGGCUCGUAGGCGCCCUGCUUUUGACGAAAGACCGCGUUUUGUCGGAAGACAUGCGUCCGCUGGUCCAAUCGCCGGAGCCUCGACCGACCAUGCCGGAUAUGUCUCGCGUGGUGAUCCUCUCUAUCCGGCGGCAGAACGAAAUCGAGGCGCAGCGAGACCCGACCCACGAGAAGGAAGUCUACACCCAAACGAUCGACCAUCUGAGCAAUUCUCUGGAACGGCUCAUGAAUGGAGGCAAACCCAAGGACUUCGCCUUCUGUUGGGCCUUCUGCAUCCCCAUGCAUUUCUCGCAACUGGUCCGAGACCGCCGGCCCUUUGCCUUGGUCGUCCUUGCCCACUAUGCCGUAGUGUUGCAUCACUUGCGCGAAUCAUGGUGGAUGGGUGACUGGGGCACGCGCAUCUUGAAGGAGAUUGUCGACCUGCUCAAAUUUGACUCCGAACGGCAGGAGCUUAUCUUCUGGCCGCUGGCCGCCGUAGGGUGGUCCCUGCCUGAGUUGGCCCCGGCGCCGGUCGCUCCUUGA